AUGGAUUCCCAAGGGGAUGCGCUGUCCGCCCAGUCUGCGGACCAAUCUCGCAGGCGUCACCGGCGGUCCCGCGUCCCGCUGUCGUGUGACCCCUGUCGCGCCAGAAAACUUAAGUGUAAUCGCGAGAAGCCCUGCCAGAAUUGCACAGCACGGAAUGAGCAGGCAUCCUGUAAAUUCCGCGGAUCUAAGCACAGUGCGGCCCCAAUUGCCUCCCGCGGCAAUAACGGGGAUGAGAUGCGUCAACGAAUCGAUCACCUGGAGGGCCUGGUCAAGAAACUGAUCGCCCAGCGCCAGAACACGUCGUCGCCCAGGGGUAACAUUGCCGAGACAACUGGAAUCCCCAAAGCUGAAGCCGGACCAGCAUCUGAUGUCCAGGGAACUGCUGGUGCCAGCAAAAUGCUGGUAGAUGGUGUUCGUUCUAUGUAUCUGAACGGAGACGACUGGCAAGUUGUGCUCCAAGAGAUCAACCAGCUGAAGCGAACAUGGAGCCAAGGGCAAGGCGGUGAUAGCGAAUAUCGGUUGCCUCCCGCGCCCUCAUACACGGUCGACGGGUCGAGCCUGCUCUUCAACCAGGUCAAGCCAAUUGAGCAUAUGGAGGUUCUAUCCGCUCUGCCACCCAAGGCUGAGGUCGAUCAGCUUGUGCGCAAAUUCUUUGACCGGAAUAGCUUCCCUAUAAGUGUCCCCCCUAUACUUCAUGAACCAACUUUCAUGCGCGAGUACAAUGAACACUGGAAGAAUCCAUCGCAUACUAAUUUGAUAUGGCUGGGCCUCCUAUUCUCCAUUCUAGGUAUCACCAUGCUGGCGUAUUACCAACACGGAGAGCCACCACAGUAUGAAGGUAUCUCGGAGUCGCUCUUCCAGAUGUACCGGAUGCGCACAGCACAGUGUCUGCUGAGCGGUGACAUUUCCAAGUGCCUGCCGUACACCGUGGAGACCUUGCGCUUUAAUGCCACCGCCGAGCUGAAUCGAAAGGACGACAAUCGCCGAGGGCUUUGGAUAAUGACCGGUGUCGUUGUCCGCACAGCCAUCAAUAUGGGCUAUCAACUUGACCCUUCCAACUCCCCGGGCAUCUCUGCGCUGCAAGCGGAAUAUCGACGACGCACAUGGCUGUCUAUAAUCAGUAUGGAUAACAUGGCUUCUUUCUUGGGCGGCUUCCCUCGGAUGGGAUCAGCAAUACACUCGGACACCAAAGAGCCCCGCAACCUGCAUGACUGGGAGUUAUCCGAGGAAACUACCAUUCCGCCUGCGUCUCGACCACUCACCGAGCCUACGCCAGCGACGUACCUCAUUGCCAAGGGGCGUCUAUUCUGUGCGUUAGGGCGCGUUGCCGAUGUCAACAGUGCUCCAGGUCCAGUCUCGUAUGAGACCGUGCUCGAGGUAGACCGCGCCGUGCAUGAUGCGUUUCAGAGUAUUCCUCCGCAUAUGCAAGUGGCUUCCAUGAUCAACGAUCACAGAAGCCCCUUCCCAUCGUCAUAUUUCUCCAAUCUGAGUCUGCUAUGCAUGUACCACAAAGGAAUGUGCAUGCUGCAUCGAAAAUUCCUGGCCAAGGGGAGAGCCGAGCGUCGUUUCGAGGUCUCUAGAGACAGAUGCAUCACGUCUGCGCUGGCGCUGCUGGAUUUCCAGCUCGGCCUACAGCCGUCAUUCUACAGGAUAUCGCAGACCCGCCAGAUGCUGACCCUUGGAGCGAUGAUUCUGUUCCUAGAGCUGGAGCUGAGACGACAGACCCCCGAUGCAGAGGCGUCUCCGGACAGCGGCUCCCUUUUGCAGGCGCUGGAGCGGUCAUGUUCCCGGUGGGCAGAGGCGGUGGGAGUCUGUGAUGACGCUCGAAGAGUUCAUCGGUUUCUGGAGGGUAUGCUUGCGAGCUUUCAUCCUGGCAGUGAGACCGGGUCUUCUCAGACGAUAUCGCCCGAAGCACCGGUUGAGUCUUCGAGGCUAAGCUUGCAGUUCAACCCAUCCACUUGGCACAUUCCGUCAGAGGACGACUUGUCCACUAUGGAGUUUGACUGGGCCACAUGGGAUGCUUUUAUCGAGGAGGCGAGUCAACAACAAGGGCCUACAUACUAG
Molecule: messenger RNA, 2064 nt
Organism: Diaporthe citri
Lineage: Eukaryota; Fungi; Ascomycota; Sordariomycetes; Diaporthales; Diaporthaceae
Exons: 6
Coding region: 1-2064 (687 amino acids)
Biological process (GO): regulation of transcription by RNA polymerase II; DNA-templated transcription
Cellular component (GO): nucleus
Molecular function (GO): DNA-binding transcription activator activity, RNA polymerase II-specific; zinc ion binding; RNA polymerase II cis-regulatory region sequence-specific DNA binding
Source: RefSeq, a predicted model, not a curated record